AUAGCCACACGUUUCCUUAUAAAUAGCAGCGUAAUUUGAUCGUAAAUCUUCUAUUCAUAUUCAUAUAAUUUGUUCUCUGUCUACUCUCUCUAGAAUUCAUCAUCAUCAUCAUGCCUCGCAAAAGCUCCGGUGGAAGGCCAGCUCGUGCUCGUCCAGCACGCAGCGCUCCAGCACCAGUCAAACAAGCACCCCCUCCUGUCCCUGCCCCGAGCAGUGGUGGAUCAGUGCUCGGUAGCAUUGGUUCAACCAUAGCCGAAGGCAUGGCAUUUGGCGGUGGGAGUGCUGUUGCUCACAGGGCUGUGGAUGCUGUAAUGGGUCCUCGUACAAUUCGUCAUGAAACUGUUCCCGCUGCUGCUCCAGAACCUGCUGCGACAGCCAGCUCUAAUUCUGACGCUUGUGGCAUGCACUACAAGGCGUUCCAAGAUUGCAUUAACAGCUCUGGAAGUGACAUUAGCAAGUGCCAGUUUUACAUGGAUAUGCUGUCUAGCUGCAGGAAGAGCUCAGGUCUUGUUGCUUGAGUGAAGUGAUGUUGCUGAAAAUAUUAUUCGUUGAUACUUUUAUUUUUGGAAGUUGUAGUUUUGACCUUAAAAGCACUUUGGUGAUGAAUAACGGCAUGGAUGUUUGAUCAUGUUUAUUUUUUGAAUGCGCUAAAUAACUUAUCUGCAAAA
Messenger RNA from Helianthus annuus (common sunflower), 668 nucleotides. RefSeq lists its product as uncharacterized. Lineage: Eukaryota; Viridiplantae; Streptophyta; Magnoliopsida; Asterales; Asteraceae. The transcript is spliced from 5 exons. Bases 111 to 518 code for a protein of 135 amino acids. Gene Ontology annotation, cellular component: nucleus; mitochondrion. Gene Ontology annotation, biological process: mitochondrion organization. The record is from RefSeq and is a predicted model, not a curated record.